AUGGCAAGCUGUGUUUGUGUAGUUUCUCUCAUCUCGUCCGCCAGCUGCACCGCCAGCCUGUCUCCCGCCUGGCCUGCCGCCGAGCCCGAAACAUUCAACCUCACGCUCGACAAAAUCGCACGAGCCCCUUCGAGAUUCCCCUUCUCCGCCGCCAGUUGGGCCUCUGCGAGGCCCUCCGCCGCAUUCAGCCGAUUCCUCUGCCUGUCGACCUCGAUUUUCACCUUAACAUCGCAUGCCAAUAAAAAGCUCGGCCUCCGUAUCUCAGCGGAUUCCAUUUCUACCCUCUCGUUCGAGCCCACGUCCUUGUACGAGCACGUGACGUCCAAGAGUGGGGUCCUCCGCCGCCGCCCAUCAUUUUCGUUUUCCGAGCACACGGGGACGGAGAUGUCGAUGAGAAAAUCUUUCUCCUCGUCCGCGUAA
Striga asiatica is the source of this 420-nucleotide messenger RNA. The record is from the annotation of a GenBank genome assembly. Lineage: Eukaryota; Viridiplantae; Streptophyta; Magnoliopsida; Lamiales; Orobanchaceae.